AAAAGCAUACCAUGUAAACACAGAGCUCUGUUGCUCUCUUCCUCAUAUAUACAACCUUUCCAUUUAUGCAUUUCCAAUCUUCUCCUUGGAAUUAAAAUUCCAAAAAUGGCAGUGUCGGCUGAUCAUUGCCGGAUUUCGCUCUCCGCCCCCAGCCAACUGUGUGGGGCUGCCGGGUUUUCGGGGAGGAGGCAGAGGGUUGUGAAGUUUUGCAAUGGAGACUUGAUGGGGAAGAAGCUGAACCUGACCCAGCUUCAGCUUGGAGCUGCUAAUGUUAAAAAGAACGGUGGGGUUGGGAAACAUGUUUGCAUGUCUCUCACUACCGAUGUGCCAGUUGGCGAGGCCAAGUUGAGGGACAUAGAUAUAGAGAAGCGGGACCCACGGACAGUUGUUGCGAUCAUACUGGGAGGUGGAGCUGGGACUCGGCUUUUCCCACUCACCAAGAGGCGUGCCAAACCUGCUGUCCCAAUAGGGGGAGCAUACAGGCUGAUUGAUGUGCCAAUGAGCAACUGCAUCAACAGUGGAAUCAACAAAGUUUAUAUCCUCACUCAGUUCAACUCAACAUCACUCAACAGGCAUAUUUCCCGCGCUUACAACUUUGGCAGUGGCACCAGCUUUGGCGACGGCUGUGUAGAGGUUCUAGCAGCAACUCAAACUCCAGGAGCGGCAGGCCAGAAGUGGUUCCAGGGUACUGCAGACGCCGUGCGGCAGUUCCAUUGGCUUUUCGAGGAUGCAAGAAGCAAGGAUAUUGAGGAUGUUCUGAUCCUGUCUGGUGAUCAUUUGUAUCGAAUGGACUACUUGGACUUUGUUCAAAAUCAUAGGCAGAGUGGUGCAGAUAUUACCAUUUCUUGUUUGCCGAUGGAUGACAGCCGAGCCUCAGAUUUUGGUCUAAUGAAGAUAGAUAAGAAAGGACGGGUCCUAUCGUUCAGCGAAAAACCUAAAGGAGACGACCUGAAGGCAAUGGCAGUAGAUACAACCGUUUUGGGACUUUCUGUGGAGGAGGCUCUAAAGAAACCAUACAUUGCUUCCAUGGGAGUGUAUGUCUUCAAGAAGGAGAUACUUCUGAAUCUUUUAAGAUGGCGUUUUCCGACUGCAAAUGACUUUGGAUCAGAGAUAAUCCCCGCCUCAGCUAAAGAAUUCUUCAUUAAGGCUUAUCUGUUCAAUGAUUACUGGGAAGACAUAGGGACCAUCAGAUCCUUCUUUGAGGCAAACCUUGCCCUCACCGAGCAUCCAAACAAGUUCAGUUUUUACGAUGCAGCAAAGCCGAUGUAUACUUCAAGAAGAAACUUGCCUCCAUCAAAGAUUGACAAUAGCAAGAUCGUUGACUCCAUCAUAUCACAUGGAAGUUUCAUAACUGAUAGCUUUAUAGAGCACAGUGUUGUCGGUAUCAGAUCUCGAAUAAACUCAAAUGUACACUUAAAGGACACAGUAAUGCUUGGUGCUGAUUACUAUGAAACCGAUGCUGAAGUGGCAUCACUAUUAGCUGAAGGAAGAGUUCCUGUUGGAAUUGGAGAGAACACAAAAAUCAAAGACUGCAUCAUUGACAAAAAUGCAAGAAUCGGCAAGAAUGUUGUUAUUGCAAACUCAGAGGGCGUACAGGAGGCUGACAGAUCUUCUGAAGGGUUUUACAUCCGAUCUGGUAUAACCAUCAUAUUGAAAAAUUCGGUCAUCGUAGAUGGACUUGUGAUCUAAACUAUCCCUCCAUCCUUUUUAGUUUUUGGGUAUAUUAGGAUGGAUUGGAACUAAAAGAGAGAAAUGCAAUGUGAAUCACCAUGUAUACUCAUAUCAGUAGAGCAAGACACUUAUGAUGCGGAUGUGUAUAAACCUUGUUAUCAAAUACAUUAAGCAGCUAUAUUUUGCAAGCUAA
Molecule: messenger RNA, 1864 nt
Organism: Prunus persica (peach)
Lineage: Eukaryota; Viridiplantae; Streptophyta; Magnoliopsida; Rosales; Rosaceae
Product: glucose-1-phosphate adenylyltransferase large subunit 3, chloroplastic/amyloplastic
Exons: 15
Coding region: 106-1689 (527 amino acids)
Biological process (GO): glycogen biosynthetic process
Molecular function (GO): glucose-1-phosphate adenylyltransferase activity
Source: RefSeq, a predicted model, not a curated record